AUGUCCAAAGCUUCAAGAAAUGGAAAACAAAAAACAUGUUUUAUGUAUAUCUUUGCUACACUUGUUCUUCUUCUCCUAAUUAUAGCAGUUGCACUUCUCAUUGUAAUUGUCAUUAGACAAAAUGACGAUGACAAUGAUUCAAAGACGGAUACGUCGACAACAGCUCAACCACAAAAGCUUUCAAAAACAAUUGUUGCGAUGGUGGAUACGUCGGAAAAUAUCAAUUCAACAAUAAAGGAGAAUGAACUGACAUUUUUGUCUCGCCAUCUGAUUCCAAAGUUUAAAAAAGAAUUUUUGUCUGCCCAUCUCGCUAAAGACCUUGAAGACAGCUAUGCAAAAGGUAACUCAGGUGUAGAUGUUCAAUUUCUUGCUGUUGGGUUUUCCGACGGUGUCAGUACAUCUACACCACUGAAGUUUGCAAGCCUUGAUGACAACGAAGCAGUUCAGUCGAUGAUCACAGAAAUAAGGAAUUUGCCUAUCAAAGGCGGAAUUGAUUUAUCAAAGUCAUUAGAAGACAUCAAACGUGAGCUGUUAAAGAAAGUGCAAGCUUCAGUUGUACUGCAAGCUUCAGGAAUUGGAAUAAACAGUCUUGCAGCAGCCACAGCAGCAAAUGAUAUCAAAAAUGCUGGACAUCAAAUGAUGGUUUUGGGUCUGAUGGAAAAUAUGACGGCGUUAGAAGAAUUAGCAUCCAGUAGUUCUUUUUUCAAUGCUACCUGUGUAGCUGCCGGCGAUGAAAAUCAAAUGGAAACGCUAUCUGGAGAAGUUGCCGAUAAAACGGAACCACCGGCUACAACCACGCCUCCCACAACUUCGCUUGGACCAGUUACUGGAACUGCAUCAAGCACAACGGUUCCAACAACCACCACAACACGUAGACCUACACCAUCACCUGUUCCAAAACCUAAUAGUUACAGAAUCCAAAUACAGUUUUUACGUGACGAUUUGCUAAAAGAAUUGCAAGAAAGAGACACUAAACAAUCGUCAAUUCAAAUCAUUCCUUAUGCGUUCGAUCUUAGUCCGGACGUCGAAAAUUACGUACCAUUAGCGAACAACUCCGACCUAGAACCAGAACUUGUAGGUGCAAAAUUGGCCAAAUUGACCACCUUCAUGACACCACUAGACGAGAAUUUCUUGGGACAAACGUUCGAUCAGUUAGAUAAAGGUAAUGGAGAAAAUUAUCCAAGCCAUAUAAUAACAUUCGUCAGCGGUAAAGGAAAAGACCAUAACACAGCUGCUGACUUUAUUUACUAUCACAACUACAGAACACAGUUCAUUACUGUGGUCUUAAACACUCAAAUUAGCGAUUUCCUGGAUAUUUGUAGUAGUCCAGCAGAUCUUAUAGAUGCUACCAAAUUUUAUGACAGUCAGAAUCGGGUCAAUAUUUCAAUCCGAAUAGCUGAAAGAAUAUUCCCUCAAAUAACUGCACAAAAACCAGCUAAACUUGAAGUAACUGCUAUUAAACCAGCAAAAGAAAUAAAAAAAGACGUUGAAACUUCAACUGCGAAGACAACAGUUACCAAAUCAGAAACAACUGUAAAUAUUGAAGCAAUGAUAGCCGCCCAACCACCGCUAACAACAGAUAUUAUUAUUCUUGUAGAUGCAUCUGGUGCAGAACUUUCCAGAACAAAAACUCAAACCGAUUUCACAGAACUUCAACUUCUCCCAAAAUUAGUCACGAAACAAACCGAAAGAAAGCAACGUUUUGCCAUAAUACCACAUGCCUACUACUGCAGUGCAGACGUUGAAAACUUUGUCGACGAUCCAACUCGCGUCACCGAAGAGCUUGAAUACGCCCUGUUAGCACCAUUAUCCACUUUUCAAUUUCCACUUGAAGAAUUACGAAUUGCCAAUACAUUGAAACAGAUAACUGAGUCGACGCUUCUGAAUGGUACAGAUGUCAAAUUAAUCUUGAUGGCUUCCGGUCCAGGAGUCAAUAUUACAGAUGCAAUUGAAUAUUUUGACGCUAUUAUUGCCUCAAAAACUCAGUUCGUCGUAGUGGCAUUGAAUGGAACCAUCGAUGAGCUUUCGGAAUUUAAAAAUCAAAUCAUAGAUGGUCAAGCAAUAGAAAGUGGUGACCAACAAGUUAGUUAA
Molecule: messenger RNA, 2091 nt
Organism: Enterobius vermicularis (human pinworm)
Lineage: Eukaryota; Metazoa; Nematoda; Chromadorea; Rhabditida; Oxyuridae
Source: the annotation of a GenBank genome assembly